Molecule: messenger RNA, 1970 nt
Organism: Amphimedon queenslandica
Lineage: Eukaryota; Metazoa; Porifera; Demospongiae; Haplosclerida; Niphatidae
Exons: 4
Coding region: 329-1873 (514 amino acids)
Source: RefSeq, a predicted model, not a curated record
GUUCCUGAUAGUAGUCAAUAUAUUGGAGAAGGAAGCAGUCAAACAGCUUCAUCAAUGGCUAACAGUUGUGAGGAAUGAAGCACAAAAAACUCUUAAUCAAUGCCAUACUAUUGUAGUAGUAAGCCAUGUGGAUGAGAUACAUGAUUCUGUUCAAAGGAGGAGAAAGGAAGAAAUACAGGAGAUUAUUGUAAGGGAAAGGUGUGUUUACGUCUUCUUAGAUUGUCGUAAGCUUGGUGGGAGUAGUGUAGUUUCCUUUUUUAAAAAGUUGUCCAGUGCCUGUCAGUUCAUUCGUAAUACAAAUGAAAGGAACUUGAGUCUUUAUUGUCACAUGACGUACGGUCUACUGGAGGAAAGGAAAGGAAACAUACUCACCCUUUCUGAUGUAUGGUCUGCAGCUGAGGAUACCAAUAGUUAUGUCAUACCAGAUAAUAGGGAAGAAAUUCUUGAAGUUCUUCAUGCGUUGCACUCAACUGGUUUAAUCAGUGUUUUGAAACAUGAACACAAGACAUGGGUUGUUGUGAAUAAGGGUAUACUACUAACUGAGGUGAAUGGGAUUCUCUUCGCUCCAGAGAUAUUCAAACAGCAUGUCAACAUUGCUAGCAAUACUGGUAUUGUUAGUGUGUCUGGUCUGACUAGACUCUUCCCUAAAUAUGAUCCUGACAUGUUGAUCUGUUUUCUAAAGAACAUGGAACUAUGUCAAGAAAUACAUCCAUCUUUUUUAAAGCUAACAAACCUCCAUCAGAUAGGAACAAAGGAGAAAAAGGGAGGGACAAGAAGGUUGCUGUACUUUCCUUGUCUCCUAAACAUGAAGAGACCUAGGGAGAUGACUAAUCAGGUGUAUCAGUUUGGUUGGUGUCUACAAUGUACCAAUAAACAUCAUUUCUUUCCUCCAAGAUACUUCCAUGUCCUCUCAUUACAUCUUGCUCUUAAAUUGGCUCUACCUCAAGAAGAUGACAAGUUAAAUCGUCGUUGCACGUUUUGGAGAAAUGGUCUUUACUGGUUUAAUGGCCAUGGUGUAGGAUCACUUGUAGAGAUUGUGGAUGAGAGCCAGUGUGUACUAGUAAUGAUGUCCUGUGAGAAAGGUUGCAGUGACAAUAUGGUAUCUCUAAGAAGAGAUGUGAUAGGAGAGGUAAUGAGUGUUCAAAAAGAGUCCUGUCCCACUCUAGAGGUAAAAGAUUUAGUUAUUGAUCCUAAGGAUCUAGCCUAUCCUAUGAAAACACCAAGAGGAAGGACAAUGUAUAGCGUAAAAGAUAUACUGUCUGCUAUUGAAAAGGGAGAAGAGUUUGUAGUAAAGUCUAAUGGUACUAAAGGUGAAAAGGUGAAGGAGAUCCUACCUUAUGAAUCAUUAUCAGAUAUUAGGAAUAUAUCUCUAUUAGGAGAUGAUAUUGAUGAGGUAGAUGGAGUGUGGGUGAAAUGUAAAAGUAAAAGAAUAACAACCAUUAAUUGUCACUCAACAACAACUUUAGGUGAGAAUACUAAGAGAAAUAGUUGGCAAAGAAGUACCUUAAUAAUGGAAGAAAUUGGUGAUAUUCAGAUCAUUGAAUUAGAAGAUGCUUAUUCUGAUGUACUUGAUAUUACAGAUCUUGCUAAAGUCCUUCAAGAAUUAGAGUCAAAUCAACAGUUUGAUUACACUGAUUGGUAUCACUUGGGCCUAUACUUAGGAUUAUAUGAGCGUACACUAAAAGCAAUAGAAGAGGAUAAUAGAGGGAGAUCAAAGAAGUGUCUAAUUGAGUGUAUAUCUUGCUGGCUAAAGGGAAAGGAUGGAGUAAGAGAGACAAGAGGAGGUGGAUCAAACUGGAUAUCAUUAGUAGCAGCACUAGAUGCAAUGGGAGCAAGGAAAGUUGCUAAAAACAUUAGAAUGAAGUAUUUCUAAUUAUUAUCCAAACUUCAUAUUUGUGGCUUUACAGUAUGUACAAUUUUUUAUAACUUUUUAAUUUCAGUAAUAAAAGAAUUUGUUAUACCUAUUGUAA